CUCCGUCGAAUCCUCCCCCUCCUCCACGCAGACGCAGCUCCCUCUCCUCUCAGCCCCCACCCAUCGAGCCGCUAGCGCCGGCGCCCGGCGGCGGUAUGGAGGCUGGUGGCGAGGAGUUCGCGAUCGGCGUGGUGCUCUCCGCGAAGACCACCCUGGGGGAGGAGUUCGAGGGCCAGAUCGUCGCCUUCGAUCGACCCUCCAACCUCCUCGUUAUCCAGGAGGGCGUGGGGAGGGCGGAGAGCGGAGAGCGGCGGAACGUGAGGGUGCUGAAGGCGAACUACAUCCGGGAGUUCUCUGUGCUCAGCAAGGGAGACGACCCUCUCGAUCCUGCCGGUUGCAUGCUGGACCUUAACUCCAUUUAUGCCCGGGAGGAUGCUGCACUCAGGCAAGCAGAGAUUGAAGCUGAGAAAAUUGGUGUUGGUGUCACCCCAGAAGCUCAAAAUAUAUUCGAUGCGCUGUCCAAGACGCUUCCGGUGCAGUGGGACAAGACUGACAUUGUUGUAAUGAAGGAGGUUCGUGUACGCAGCCCGUACCUGCCUGAAAAUGUUAGUGGAGGAACAGCUGCAGCAAACGAACGCGUUAAGAAAGUGAUUGACUUUGAAAGGAAAAGAUUACAUUCACGUGCACCUGGCCAAUUCUCUUAACCUAAAAGUAUUGAUUUUUUUUUACAUUAGCAUGUGUUUCUGAUACUGCGGCCCGUUUUAUUAUUCUCAUCGGUGGGGUUUUCCAUAAAAUAUUUCAGCAAAAAUGUGGUAAUAAUCACAUCAACUAGCUUGUUUAUGAACUGUUUGAUAGAUGACUUGUUGUAAUUGAAUUGAUUAUAAGCCCUCUGUAUUUAGGACUGUUAGAUUGAUAAUAAUCUCCUCUUUUUUGAAAA
Zea mays is the source of this 877-nucleotide messenger RNA. RefSeq lists its product as uncharacterized. Bases 96 to 644 code for a protein of 182 amino acids. Lineage: Eukaryota; Viridiplantae; Streptophyta; Magnoliopsida; Poales; Poaceae. The transcript has 5 exons. The record is from RefSeq and is marked validated.